Schistosoma bovis is the source of this 8281-nucleotide messenger RNA. Lineage: Eukaryota; Metazoa; Platyhelminthes; Trematoda; Strigeidida; Schistosomatidae. The record is from the annotation of a GenBank genome assembly.
GCACUCUGGUUUGUUCGACCUAUGGUAUAUGGUAUAUGGUUUUAGAUGUUUUGCUGACAUGCUGUAGUAUCAUCGGGCGUUAUACUCGUAAAAGUAGCAAAGCUGUCGCAUGUCGGUGAGGCUUUUUGAGUUUCGUUCGUUACAAUGGACCGUUCGAUUUUGACAAUGUCAUCUAACAAAAUCUCACCGAAUUGUUUGAAACUUGUUAAGGCUUCUUCUGAUGACCGUGAUGCCCGAGUCAUAUCCUCCCGGAUGGGUAUGACUGUUCCAGAAUUCAUGAACGUCCUGGGUUACUCGAGUACUACUGAACAAAAUAUCUCUAAUUCAAGUAGUUUGGUAUGGCCCAAACAUACAGAGUUAGAGGUCAGAGAUCCCUGGUCAUCAGUUUAUCAAUAUGAACCUACUGAUGUUAGCUGGUGCAUUCGUUUUAAAGCACUAGGGUGUUAUAACUUUAUCCCACCUCCUUUCAUAAACCGUUCUUAUAAAGUACCAACAACUCCCAUCCCGGCCUCUGAUCUUAACAAAAGUACGCCUACAAUUGACCAAGUAUCUCCCGGUAGUAGGACAAUACAUACACUCCAGAAGAUAAGUACAUCCGAAAAAUCAAAUGUGGCUCCAGAGACUAUCACAUUAGCUGAGCGUCAUAAGCUAUGGGAAGAUCUGUUAUUGUCUGAUAGCGAAGAAGAAAAUGAAGAGAAGCCAAGACCAAGAACAUCGUCUAGAACUAUUGCCGUUGAGACACCAAUAGAUGACGGUGAUAUGUUGGUUAAACCAGGUGAUAAAAGCACGUCAGAGAGCCUUUCUAUUCUCAAUCAUGCACUACGUCCACCACCACCAUUCGUCAGUCCACUCUCCAUCCUAAAUGCUGACGGUUCCGGAACAGAAUCUCCUAUUCCAAAUACCCAAAAUGGCCUCAUAGAUCUGCCGCAAAUUGAUGUUAAUAAACAAGAUCCUCUUGAAUCAAAGACAUCCGGGCGUAUUUCUGAGGCUCCGACCGAGUGUGUUGUGAGCAAAUCUGAAAAUCCAAUGUACUUAUCUGGAAGUCGACCAUCUCCUUUAACUACAGAAAAUCCAUUACGAAAACAUUAUCCAGAAGAUUUUAGGACGUCACUUCCAAUCAACAAUUCAAGUGAUAAUAACAACGUUUCUAGCAGGUUGACAACAGUUACAAGCACUACAACUCCAAAAUUGACAAUACAGAAGCCAAUUCUAGUGUUGAGUGAUAAAUCCAAUUCCAACCAUGAUAUCGUAAUUAAGCGCCGUACUGAUACAAUAACAAAUAGGACAAGCGAAUAUUUCAAUGAGCAUUGUAAGGGUCCUGAAACCAAAAAAAAUUUCAUUCAACGUUUGCUUUUCGAAUCAGGACAGUUUUUAACUCAGAAAGACUGUCUGAUCACAGAGCUCAGCCCAAUCCAUCAUAGUGACCCAGUUAAUAUACUUACAAAACCAUCUCAGGUAAUUGAAGAAAAAUCUGUGUUUACUGAACAAAAGUUGGAAAACGCAACCAAUUCUCCUGAUGCUCAUCAAACACCAUCAGAUGACUCUAAUUCAAAAAUCAACUGCAAAUCAUCGCAUCAAGAAUGUACCCGCUCAGAUGGUAAGAAUGUAACACCGGAAAAAUCAAAAACAAUGGGUCACCAAUCGUUAUUCCAUUCUAACCGUCGAAAAGAUGUCGAAAAAGUUGAUGCUCGAACUGAAGAUAAGACUUUUAAACUUAAUUCUGUUUUCGUUACUCAGGAAGGAUCGAAUGAAUCAUCCAUUAACCGUAAUUGCCUUUCUAGUUUAUCAUGUCCCGUUGAUGAAUACAUCCCACCUACUGCUAACUUAACUCCAGGAUUGGCGAAACCUAUCGAUACACUAGAAAAAGAGCUCAACAGAUCAGAUGUCAAUGAAAUCACGGAAAAAAAGACGGGUAAUAACGAAGUUCAGACUCUUAUUACAAAUAUGGAUAAAUCUCAUAGUUAUAUGAAUAAUUCCAGUAGCAUGCCGCCCCCAGCUCACGAUUCCACUGGUAAGAAGCUAAAAAGGCGAUCAAAAUGCAGCUCAAAACUUACAGUAUCCAAGGAGUCAGUCACAACACCUAGUUCUGAGUUAUCGACUCAUGAACAACCACAAAAUGAUUCUGAUAUGAAGAAGGAUAUCAAUGAUUCUGUUUCCUUAGUUCAGAAUACUGUGGGUAUUUAUCCUCUUCGUGACAUCCCAUCUGACUGUUGGAUAUUUCCUGACUUAACGGUAACCAAAGUUCGUAAUAAAAUACAGCAGUCCUUCUCUCGGACGUCAAAUUCCUCACCUAAGAAUGAAGAGGUUCCCGGGAGUUUUUCUUCAUCUGAUUAUCAUUUAAUUAAAAAAAUGAGAGAUAUUCUGCGUGGUGCUGUUGAAAAUGACAGUUCAGUAAUCUCCAAGACCAAUCAAAGUAGACGUACUCGCUCCAGGUCACUUACAGGUAUUUUACUCGUCCCACCACCCAGUUUCACUGGAUCAUGUGAAACGAAACAAUCACACCAUCUAGCAGACGAACCUUCGUCUCAUAAGAGUUACCAUGAUAUUUACACAAUGACUUCGCCUCAUCUUAAUCGAACUACCAUCUUAAAUGAUGUAGAUGUUCAAUGUGACAUAUGGCCUAGCAGUAGUAAUAAUAAUUUGAUAUCUAGUCGUUUUGUUUCACAGUGUUCCGUUGGUAUAAUUAGCACUCCUACUCAAAAGCCUCUUGGUACUGUGCCCCCAAUUCUCCGUGAUCCAGUCUGUGAUCUUACUAACUUGUCAUCAAAUAUUGCUCAGAAUUUACCGCAGUUGGGUGGUCAAUCACUCCCAUGUAUGAAUCUCUCUGAUAGUUUGCUUUUUAUUGAGGAACAAUUUGGCAGGAUCAUCAAACAGGAGAAUGAAAAACUACAGGAUAGUAACCCAUCGAGUGAAAUAUUCAAAGCAGAAGAAUGUAAAUUCGAAGCAUCUAAAUGUUGGAAAGCGUUAGUUAGCGCUAUAUCCUCUUGUUCUCGUGAUAAUAGUUCUAGUGAAGUACCAAAUCGUUCACAGAUGCUUCUUAAUUUACAACCACUUCAUGAAUAUCCAGUACAAAUGACUAGAUCAGUAAAACACUAUUUAGCUGCUGCAUACAUCUUUGAAUCCAAAAAGGAAAUACUCAGGGCUAUUGAUAUGCUUACUGAAGCAGCUAAUCAAAUUCAACAUUGUGUUCGUCGAAUGCAUCGAGUCGAAGCAAAAUUAACUAAACGUCGUAAUCAUCGAACUGAAGUAGAGAAUUCUCCUGAUACAAAUGAAUUAACAAUCAAAGUUAAACGCGAUGCUAGUUGGAUGUACUUAUGGUAUUAUGUUUUAAUGAGAAUCAAAGCUGCCGUUGGAUUUCAUACAUAUCGUUUAAGAUUACAGUCAAUAGACAACUUGCGUGAAGAGAUAGAUGCAAAUCUUUCUGUGGUAAAACAGCACAUUCCUAACCUAAAUGAUAAUAUUAGUUUGCCAAAAGUUUCGGAUAGUCCUUCUUCAUCAAAACCAUCUUCAAUUAAGUCGAAAGUUACAUCUAAUUCGUCUUCUGAAGAUUUGAAGAUGUUGGAAUCUUUAGUUGUCCAAUUUUCUCGCUUUAAUCAAUUAACAUCUUGUGUAUAUAGUGCAAUGAUAGAAUGGCAACAGGCUGAUGAACUAGUUACAAAAGUUCCACAUCUUAAGUCACCCGUUGGACGUAAAUCAGAAGGUUCAACUGAUACUACCGGUUAUACUUCAUUUUCAGGACAUUCAAGACCAAUUCAUACUAUAGAUAUUGACAUCGCCAGUUCAUCAGAAGGAGCAUAUAUCAAUACUUCUCAAAUCCCCAUUCUAAUUUUGUUACGUUAUAUGGAUGGAAUUUUUCAUGUUCAUCCACUUAUUAUUGAUCAGUUGAAAUAUCCUUCUGUACAAGAGUCAUCUCAGUUGAAAAAUAAUAGUUCAAGUGAAAUUCAAAAUCUAUCUACUGUUUCACAAGAACAAAAGUUUGUAACUUCAAAUUCCACCUUGAUAACUGACUCGGUUCCCGUAUCUGAUACGAUGUUGUCAACAGUCUCUAGAACUCCUAACAAACAACAACAGCCAUCAAAUAAUUUUGCACAAUCAAAGUUCGAAAAUACUGAAGCUAAUAACGUUAACUGCCACCCAGAACCUCCCAGUACCCAUGGCAUCGGUGAGCGGCUUUUGAAAAAGAAGUCUCACAAGAAACACUUUUCUGAUGCUAACCCGUCUCCGAGCUUAGUUUCUUCGUCUGUUGCGAAACAAUUCUCACUUCAUUCCAGUGCUUUAGAUGAGAACUGUUCUGAUGCCUCUGUACCUUCCUCUAAACCUGAUAUAUCCAAUAUUCCUAAACGGAAAUCCAAAAGACGACGUUUACUGCAGUCUAAUGAGUCAACAGAUAUAUUACCCUUACCCAUAGAUGCUUCUUCAACUAAUACAGAUACUGAUUUGGAUAGUUAUGGACGAUCAGCUUCUUUUAAUAAGUGCAAUGAAUCACCUGGGACAAAAUCCCAUAAGCCUAAAACUGUACGUAAAUUAAAUAAUCUUGAGCCAGAGUGCUUUGAAAAUCGGAAGCUCGAUCGUAUUGAUAACUCAAGUUCACAGGAACGUGGGUCACAUGCAGAUGGUCACUUAUUUUCAAAGAAAAAAUCAAAACGAUCGCACGCACACACAGAACAUAUAAAACCUAAUUGUAAUAUGGUUUCACAUCCUUGUAGAAUUAUUGCUUCUGAUGAUCAGUCGCCUGGUGCUUCCCCUCCUCCAUCACGAAAAUUUUGUCGCAGCAAGAGUGUAGCACCGAUUGCACCGAAAUCUCCUUCUAGUCAUAUCAGUUCACUUUCAAAUGUACCUAAUGUAAGUUGUCCUAUUUCAGUUGAAGAUAAUACUUAUCAGCCGAAAAGAAUUAAACCAUUACAUUCUAAAGUACACGGACGACGUAUUUCCGAUUCUCAAUCUGAUUCUGACUCUUUCCCGACACCAACCUAUAAACCAUCGAUCCCCGUCGAUUCUCCAGAUGCAAAGAACAAACAUAGUCAACGUCGCCGUUCUCGUUCAGUCCAUCUCUCAUCAUCAAGGCGAAAAAAUGAGUCACCUGUAGAAGACCCUAGCAAUGCUAACGCAUCUGAAUUGUCACAAGACUCUAUAGGUUACAGUCCAACUAAAAGAAGUCUAAUAAACGGUGGCGCUUCAAAUAUACCUGACGCAAAUUCUUUACCUGUUUAUCAUGUUUCUCAUAUUUCCCCAAGUCCACCUCCUAAGUCACAAUAUAAAAAUAAAUCUAGUAACAGUCAGAAUGAUUUAGUUCGAUCUAAAAGUUCUCACCAUUCUAACUUUAAAUCACAAUCAUCAAUUGUUAAAUCAUCAUCUGAAGUCCCACCAUUUUAUGCCCGUUGGAUCAAGGAGCCUUCCAGUACGGAUCGCUUUUCUAGUACUUCAUCAAAUAAUAGUAAUAUUAGCAAAAAACACCAAGCACAAUGGUAGCUCGUAUACGUAGAGACAGUUCCUCUUUCAAAAUUUAGAAAUGUCAAUAUCACCAUAUUUAUGAUCCUAACUUUUGGAAUUUAACGGUCUUUCAUCACAUAACAUUGUAUCAUGUUGUGAAUUGUAUUAUCUUCAGAACGCAUUCAAUAUUAACUUUUUUUCUUUCCUACUCGUAUUUUUUCUGUUUUUCACUGUGCUAUUUUGAAUAGUGAAUUUCAACUGUAUUUUACAAUUAUCAACCUACUGAUUUCAGUACAAUUUCUUUCUAAAUGUGUGCUGUAAAUGAUCGUAUUUCUCCUUUGACAAUACCUUAAUAGAUCACUGUCAAAAAUCAUCAGGUACAUUAUACUAUCCUAACUACCGCAUUUGAUAAUUCGAAAUAUAUUAAUCUAACUAUUAUUAUGUCACCGAAUUGCCACAUUGAUGAUAAAAAUUUUCACUAUCCCCCUGUUAGCCUUGUUCUUUAUUAUACACAGAAUACUUUCUGCAAAAUGGAAAUUUAUAUCAUUAUUUGACUCAGUCGGUUGCUUAAUUUCAGUUUUUCAAUUCUUUUUGUUAGAGAGAUAAAUAUAUUAUACAUAUAGAACUAUUUCUUCCUGUAUACAAUUAUUCCCCAACAUAUAUAUUUUCUAUUUACAUAUAUAUAUAAUUCAGUGAUAAAAUCAGGGUUGUUUCCCUUGUCAAUCUUGUUCCUCUCCUACCACUUCUUUUGUUUUGUCUCAUGUAUUUUUUCACAUGUUUUAGUGUGACUUUCCUUCGCUAAGAUCAUGUCAAUAAAACUGGUUUAAAAGAAUCAAGAUUGAAUGACAAAUUACAUAUAUGUAUUUCUGUUUUCCCUAAGUCUUCUCCUUGUUCUUUCUUUUUUUUGUUGUUGUUACUAUCGUCUUCUGCCUUUUCUUAUUUUUAAAGAAUUAUUUUGUAGUAAAAAUGACAUUUGGAAUAAGAGUGAACGAUAUUCUGUUCGAUCUAACCUUAUGCCUUUUUGUUGAGUUCUAUAAUAGUUUGGUGGACUUGAUAAGAGUACUAUGUGUAUAUGAAAAGACAUGGUGAUAUUUUCUCAGCUUUAAAUGUAUAUAAACGUGAAUUGUAAGUAUAAUGAGCAGAACAGGCAUUAUUUUGUAUAACAUUCACUUGCGUGAGUUAUUAGUUAAUAUACUAUGGAGUAAUAUUCAGAUGGUAACUUUGUUUAGAAGUAAUAUGAGCGCACUUUUUUGCGAUAACUAGGUAUAGCGUACAAAGAAAUGUUCAUUGAAGUUGAAAUAUCCCUCAAGUGGUAUAAAAUGUUAUCUGUUAAUUCUUCAGUAUGGAACAUAAGCUGUGGAAUGAUAAGUAAAAACCACAUAAAUCGGAGGAAUAUUAUAUCGAAUUAAUUAUUAUAAUAAUAUCGUAUAUUAUUAUGAUACCGUACAGAUGGGGACUGCAAUGUUAAUUUUUAGAUUCAUUCUCUACAUUACAUGUUUUACAAACUAGUCUCAACAGACGGCUUCUAAUAUACCAUCAGAAGUUUCUCACUCAAACUGAUUAUUUAUAAAUAGUUUUUUCCUGAAUCCUUUAAAUAUUCUGUGAAGAACGUUUCGAUGUUUUUCUGAAUUAGUGUCUUGGUUAUAUGAAUGAAAAUUUCAGAAAAGUUGGCUCAUCUAUGCAGUCUAAUCAACAAAGUUUACAUUAGCUUGAGCAUAGAGGCUUCAACAUACUCAAGUGAAGAAGAAAGAUCCUCAAACACAACACAAAGAACACCAACGCAAUCACACUUGAUGGAGAAGCUUUGGAGGAGAUGGGAUCUUCCACGUACCUGGGAAGCAUCAUCAAUGAAAAAGGAGAAUCCGAUUCAGACGUAAAGGCAAGGAUGGGAAAAGCAAAGACCGCAUUCCCACAGUUGAAGAACAUAUGGAACUCAAAACAACUAUCUGUAAGCCAACAUCAGAUUGAGAAUUUUCAAUACGAAUAUCAAAACAGUUCUACUGUACGGAGCUGAAACUUGGAGAACUACAACCAUCAUCAAAAAGGUACAAAUAUUUACAAACAAUUGUCUACGCGAGGUAAUCGAUGUCCGUUGACCGGACGCUAUCAACAACAGUCUACUGUUGGAGAGAACAAACCAGCUUCGAGCUGAAGAGGAAAUUAGUAAAAGAUGGAAGUAGAUAAGACAUACAUUGAGGAAAUCAUCGAACUGCAUCACGAGGCAAACGCUAACUUGGAAUCUUGAAGGGAAACGGAAAAUAGGAAGACCAAGGAACACAUUGUGCCGGGAAUUGAAAGCAGUCAUGAAAAGUAUGAAUAGCAACCGGAAAGGAUUGAUCUGGACGGAGUAUGAUGGAGAAUACUUGUGGGCGGCCUAUGACCCUCCAUAAGUGGUAACAGGCGCAAGUAAGCUUAUUGUGAAUAGUAUGAAACAAGCUUAACCUUCCUAAAAUGACAACAUGUGGAGUUGUAAUAACUAGUGGAAUGCAUAAUAUUUCAAUACUGAGUAAGUUCUCUAAAGUGAAUGGGAAUUUUAGAACAAACCUGUCUUGUUGCAAUAUAUCAGGAUAUGGAUUUAAGCUUUAUGGUACUUUGGUCGUUUAACAAACCAUAUGCAUGAUCAUCGAUCCGCUUCAUCUUACUAUUCUCAAAAGCUCUGUCAUAUUCCGUACGUCAUUCAAAUAUAUUUAAAAACACCAGUCAGCGUACAUCGAUUAUUUUUCUUACAUAACUCACAAUCACAAUAAAAUAAUCUGAUUAGCAUAGAUCUGUAUGUAUUUAAUAUGUAUUUUAUAUCUGAUACCCGUUUGAUUGAGUUUUUUUCAUGUUUUCUAAUACAAUUGGUUUGCUA